AUGAAGACCAUUAUUCAAGAUUUAAAGAAACAAAAUCUUAUAGAUGAAGAUACUAGUGUUACUUUAUUUGAGUCAUUCGGUAAACACAAAGAACUUAUCACUAAUUGGUCUAAAAAAAAUACGGGUAAGAAAAUUAGUAAAAAAUAUAGCCCUACUGUGAGGCAAUUCGCUUUAUCUCUUCAUUUCUUUUCGGCAAAAGCUUAUGAUUAUAUGGCAGCAUUAUACGCUGCAUUAUGCAUUAUGCAUUAUGCAGCUAUACGGCAGCAUUUGGAAUACGAUGGUAACAAAUAUUAUGGUCGAGUGGAUAUGGGAAUUGGAAUAAAUAAUGAUAGCUUGGAAGUUGCCAAAGAAUGCUUAGUUUUUUUAGUUGUGUCUGUAAAUGAAAGCUGGAAAUUGCCGAUUGCUUAUUUUUUAGCUCGUAGUUUAAAUAGUUCUCAAAAAUCUGAAUUAAUUCACCAUGCAUUGCAUGUCUUAGAAAGUACCGGCGUUAAAAUAAUCAGCCUAACAUUUGACGGUUGUUCAAGUAAUAUAAAUACUGCUCAGAUUUUAGGUUGUACUUAUAAUGUAGAAACUUUAAAUACUUCUUUUACUUCUGGCUGUGAGAACAAUCCUAACAUUGUAACACUUCUUGAUCCAGCUCAUAUGGUAAAAUUAGUGAGAAAUGCUUUUGGCGAGAAAAAAGUAUUUUUAGAUUUUGAAGGGAAAGAAAUAAAUGUUGAAUACAUCAAAUUGCUAUGCUGUUUGCAGGAAAAGGAAGGUUGCCACCUAGCAAAUAAGUUGAGAAAGCAACACAUCUUUUAUUUUAAACAAAAAAUGAAAGUAAAACUUGCGACACAAUUGUUGAGUCAAUCCGUAGCAGAUGCUUUAAAAUUUUGCAAAAAUUCUCUUAAUCUUAAUGAGUUUUGUAAUGCAGAUGCUACAAUUCAAUUUAUUGAAUUGUUUAAUAUUGCUUUUGACAUAUUAAAUUCGAGAUCCAUCAAUUGCAUCGGUUAUAAUAAAGCAUUAUGCAAAGAAAAUAUAGAAUCAGUUAUUUUAUUUACUAAAAAAAUCAAAACCUAUAUAAAGGGUCUUAAAGUUGAAGAUAAACCUGGAAUAUUUGUACCUGUACUUCAUUCCAGCCGCAAAACAGGAAAUUGUAUACCACUAGAAGAUAUUGGAAUUCUGCAUUACUCUAGCUCUGAUCCAGUGAAUGUUUUAAAUAACAAUACUCCUGGUUUUAAUUAUGAUGCUAUUAUUCAGGAAGAAAAUUUGAAAAGUAUAAAUUCAUUUAUUUUAGAUCAUGACUACAUAGGAUGCCAUAGUAAUUACUCUUUUAGUAACUUCUCUAAAGAAGUUAUUAUUUACAUUUCUGGAUUCGUAGUUCAUAAACUUACUAAUGUGCUCAAAUGUGAUACUAAUAAAGAUGCGUUAUGUGCUACUGACAAAGAAUGUUUUUUAAAUUCAUUAAUAACAUUAAAAAAUAAAAAAGGUGAUAAUGGUGGCUUAAUUUAUCCCAGUAACGAUGUAAUUGAUAUAUGUUCUAAAACUGAAAAAACAUUAAAACAAUUUAACUAUACAGAUAAAGCUGUUAAUAAACUGAAAAUUCAAUCUGAAGUUUUAGGCCACUUUUUAUUUAACUCAAAUGUAUUCAAACAAUUAAAAACUCAUAGUAGCGAAACCAGAAAUCCUUUAACCGAUCAUAUCACUCUUCUAAUAAAAUCUAUCACAUCAACAUAUAUUAACUUAAAAAUAAACUAUAAUUUGAAAAGUCACAAUGAAACACCUUCCAUUAGAAUAAUGAAAUUACAACAGGUAUACCAGUACAUGGCGAGUGGUAUACAGGUGUACAAUGCACCUGUAUACCACAGCCGACCAAAAAAAUCAAAAGGGUGGUUUAGGUGUCGAAAAACCGGACACAUUGUCAGGGAUUGCCCGGACCCACCCACUCCACAGAAGCCGAACAAAAAAACAACAACCAACACCCAAAAAGACGUCACCAUCGAAGAUGUGACCGAACAAAUUUCGAUGGUGACUGUCAAUUCCGUUAAUAGCCAAGAUCAAACGGAGAAAUCAAACGCAAACCGUACGUUUCAGUUGGACAAUAUUCUUUGAAUUUCAUGUUUUGUUAGAUAGGU
Molecule: messenger RNA, 2114 nt
Organism: Acyrthosiphon pisum (pea aphid)
Lineage: Eukaryota; Metazoa; Arthropoda; Insecta; Hemiptera; Aphididae
Exons: 7
Coding region: 1-2091 (696 amino acids)
Molecular function (GO): zinc ion binding; nucleic acid binding
Source: RefSeq, a predicted model, not a curated record